Molecule: messenger RNA, 6172 nt
Organism: Drosophila takahashii
Lineage: Eukaryota; Metazoa; Arthropoda; Insecta; Diptera; Drosophilidae
Gene: Prosap
Product: SH3 and multiple ankyrin repeat domains prosap
Cellular component (GO): postsynaptic density; postsynaptic membrane; dendritic spine
Molecular function (GO): ionotropic glutamate receptor binding; synaptic receptor adaptor activity
Source: RefSeq, a predicted model, not a curated record
UUUUCGGGCUCCCCAAAAUACCCAACCCAAAAAAAGAGCACGAAAACUGGACGAAAAACUCCCGGAAAAGCCCAAAACAACAACAACACACGCUGAUAAACUGCAAAAGUAAACAAAUUGCGCCGAAACUCAACGAAUUUGGGGAAAAUUGCAGCCAGACCAGAGGAAAACAGAGGAAAAGCAAAAAGCCGUUACCACAUGACCGGCCCUACAGUUUGAGCUGCACUGGGUUCUAAGCCAGACGCGAGCAGAACGAGGAAAAAAGGGAACCACCAUGCGACUGACUCAACGAAGGCCCCUCAGCGAAAUGUCCAAGCGAAACGGAUUCCAGCAGCAGAAGGCCAUCAAAUAGAUUGGCAAUACAGAAAUUAAAUAAAUUAACCGAAAAUCUGCAAAACCCCAGAGAAUAUACACUUUGAAGUGCCAAAAAAAGAGAGAAAAGCGCUGAAGCUACGAGAACUCCCAGAGGAGAGGGAGAAGGUUCGGUUUUUUUCCAUAGACCGAGCGUUAGAAAGCCGCCAAAAUUACGACAUACCACCCACCCACGCCCAAAGUCAAACAGAACCCGGCCAAUACGGACGCCAUGUCCGGGCCGGGGGCUUUUGACGAUGAGCCACCUCCAGAGCCCCGAGACGGAUGGCUACUGGUGCGCAUCCACGUGCCGGAGCUGAAUGUCUACAAGUGUCUGCAGUUCCCAUCGGAGCGGCUCGUCUGGGAUGUCAAACAGCAGGUGCUCGCCUCGCUGCCGAAGGAACUGAAGGAGAGCUUCAACUACGGCCUGUUCGCCCCGCCCGCCAAUGGGAAGGCGGGAAAAUUCCUGGAUGAAGAACGCCGCCUGGGCGAUUAUCCCUUCAACGGACCCGUGGGCUACUUGGAGCUCAAGUACAAGAGGCGGGUGUACAAAAUGCUCACCCUGGACGAGCGCCAGCUGAAGGCUCUGCACACGCGGGCCAAUCUGCGUCGCUUCCUGGAGUGCAUCAAUGGCGGGCAUGUGGAGAAGAUAGCCAAGAUGUGCGCCAAGGGCCUGGAUCCCAAUUUCCACUGCUCGGAGAGCGGCGACACUCCACUCACGGUGGCCACGGGCGCCAAGAAGCCGAACAAGCUGCUCAUCGCUUUGGUCAACGGAGGGGCUUUGCUGGAUUACAGGACCAAGGAUGGAACUACCGCUCUUCAUAGGGCAGUGGAGCAUGACUCCCUGGAGGCAGUGAGUACCCUCCUCGAACUGGGCGCCUCGCCAAACUACCGCGAUGGACGUGGCAUCACCCCGCUGUACAUCUCCAUCACCAGGAAGUGCGAGGCCAAGAUCACCGAGAGCCUGCUGCACGACCAUGCCACGCUGGGCAUCCAGGACAGCCAGGGCUGGAACGAGGUUCACCAGGCCUGUCGGCAUGGCCUCGUCCAGCACCUGGAACACCUGCUGUUCUACGGUGCUGACAUGGACGGCCGCAAUGCGUCCGGCAAUAGUCCGCUGCAUGUGUGCGCCGUUAACAACCAAGAGGCUUGUGCCAGAAUGCUUCUCUUUCGCGGCGCCCAGCGCGGCGCCCAGAACUUUGCCAAUCAAACUCCCUACCAGGUCGCCGUCAUAGCCGGCAACUUGGAGCUAGCCGAAAUCAUUGAGAACUACAAAUCGGAGGAUAUUGUUCCCUUCCGCGGACCGCCGCGCUACAAUCCGAAGCGCCGCUCGGGCAUCGGGUGGUUGAGCGCCAACGGAGCCGCCGGCGCAGCUCUGCUGGCAGCGGCUGGCGGUGGUUUCGGUGGUGCAAUGGUCGGUGGCUCCAAUGGCACUGUGAACGGAAACAACGGGGCUGGCGGUGGUGUUGGUCUGAUGCUCAGCCACCAGAAUCACCAGAACCACCAGCAGCACUUGGCCAGCGUCCACCAUCAUCAGCAGCAGCAGCAGCAGCUGCACCACCACCAGCACCACCAGAAUCACCACCAGCAGCUGCCCCACCUGCACACCCUGCAGCUCCACGGGCCGCCCUCGCCCUGCCCCUCGGAGCACAUGCUGGCCUACAGCUCGGCCAGCUCCAGCCUCUCCGAGGGCUCCUCCGGCCACCGAUCCCACGAGGACGACAUAAGCAUUGUGACAGACAAAUCCCUGGGCGACACCAGCGACAUAAUCAGCGAUUCGUCGGGCGUGGGAACCAACUCGGAUUCGGCAGCCUGCUCCAUCGGGCAUCCCAGCACCACGGUGGUGUGCAUGGAGCCCUAUGUGGGCACCACAGUGGGCCACCUGCGCCUCCAGCCGGGCGACGUCAUCGAGGUGGUGGGCAGCACCGACUGCGGACUGCUCGAGGGCUAUGUGCGCGGCACCAAUCAGUCCGGCUUCUUUCCGGCCGACUGCGUCCAGGAGGUGAGUCUGCGCCAGAAGCACAUCACCAACGUGAUGACCGCCAGCACGGGCAUGGCUCCCCAGCAGCAACAGCAGCAUCUGCAGCAGCUCCCAGCCUCCUCCGCCGCCUCCUACCAGGGAUCACCACAACUGAGCCUGGGCGGACACUCCGGCAGCUCCAGCACUCUGCUCCAGCAGCCCCACCAGUCGCCCUCGCUCUCUGUGGCCAGCAACGGAUCCUGCCAGCAGCCGGGAGAGAGCAAUGGAGGUGGAGGAGGAGGAGCAGGAGGAGCAUCCGGCAAUGGCCGAAACAACAACCACUCGGUGGGUCAGUACAGCAGCGCCACUGCUCCGCGCAUCAAAAAGAGCGCCUACAACGCUCCACGUUCGGUGGUGCUGCACCGGGCCAAGCGCGGUUUCGGCUUCAUCCUGCGCGGCGCCAAGGCGAGUUCCCAGCUGAUGCAGCUGCGUCCCUCGGAGCGCUUCCCGGCGCUCCAGUACCUGGACGACGUGGAUCCGGGUGGAGUGGCCGACAUGGCGGGCCUGCGUCCCGGAGACUUCCUGCUGACGAUCAACGGCGAGGACGUGACCUCCGCCUCGCACGAGCAGGUCGUGGAGAUGAUCCGUUCGGCCGGGGCGCUGGUCAACUUGACGGUGGUCUCGCCGCAGUUUCCCCACCAGAUGCAGGCCAGUGUGCAGUAUCUGCCCAGCGGAGCACGAGCGGGCAGCCAGCACCUGAACAGCGGACCCAGCACUCCGCAGAGUUCCCAUCGCCAGUGCGCCACGUUGCCCAGGAAGAUGACGGGUCCAGGCGGCGGAGGAGGUUCCUCCUCCGGUGGCAGUGUACGCAUGGCGCCGAUGCCACCCCGACGGGAUCCCAAAACCACUUUAAGUGUGGGCCGGGCCAGAGCCAAAUCCAUGGUGGCUGGCCUGGAGAACGGCGGAGAGAAGGAGGACGAGCUGCCGCACACGAAGUCCAACUCGGUGGAGUCGAUAGCCACCACACCGACCAUUCCCAGCCAGAUGGGACCCGGAACUCCGGUGCAGCUGCGCACGGCGAGCAUCAAGGCGCGACCCACUUCGAGCAGGAUCACGGCCGCCGAGCUGGAGGAGCUCUUCCAGCGGCAGCAGGGCGAGGGGGCGGCCAAUGCGAGUGCCAGUCGCUAUGCCACCAUGAUGACCAGCUCCCGUUUCCAGUCGGGAACGGACACUCCGCCCGCCUCCAAUGGCUCGCCCAUGCGAAGUGGUCCGCUGGUCUACGGCAGCGUGGCCGAGAUGAAGCGCAAGACGGCGAGGAGCAAGCAUGGCAGUGGAACCCUCCGUGGAAAGCCCGUGGCCACGCCCACCGUGGGAGCAGGGGGCGGAGCAGGGGGUCGCGACCUCAAGCGGUUCCAUUCCACACCCGAUUUGCAUGGUCCCCAGCUGCAUGGCUCGGCCUCAUCCAUUUGGCAGGCCGCUGGAAAAGGUCACCACUCGCAGGACGACGUGGCCACGCUGCAUGCGUCGCUGCAACGCUUGAACUUGAAUCAGGGAGAGCUGAAAUUGGGGGGAACGGGAGCAGGAGGAGCUGUUCUCCCUCCACCCAAUCACCCACCUCCACCGCCGCCCGUGGGCCAGGUGGUCAAGGUGGAGACGCGCAGCAGUGUCUCCGAGUACGAGAGCACCGUCUCCUUGCAGCAGAAGCUGAAGAAGCGCACGGAGAACGACGCGGUGACCAGUGCCGCCAUCGACGGGGUCCAGAGCAGCUUCAAUCCCUCGGCCAAUGCCAAGAUCUAUGCCUCGCCGCAGGAGCUGCGCAACGUGAUGGCCUGGAAGUUGCGGCAGGCGCAGGAGAAGCCCGCCCAGGAGACGUCGGCUGGAUCUCAACAGCCAGUUAGUCAGUAUGCAGCUCCCACGCAAGUGCGUUCUACUCCUCAACAGCAACAGCAAGUGCAACAGCCACCACAGCAGCUGGCCUCCCACUAUGCUGCUCCUCAAGUUCAGGUGCAAGUGCAACAGCCUGCUCCUCAAUCCCCGCCUGCUCCUCCACCACCUCAGGCACAGGCACCUCCACCAGUGGCGGCACAGAAUGGAAAUGGCACCUCCAGCGGCGGAACAGUUGCUCCUCCGAUUCCCGAACCCGACUACAGCUGCAGCGAGUCGGAUGGCGAGGAUGAGAACUCCAUUCUGGUGGCUCGGAAUACGAAGCUCAACGAGAAGAUAGCGCUGUUCGAUGUCCCAGAAACAAGUGGAAAUAGUCAGGCUAGCGGAAGCAGUUCCAACUCGGGCAGCGCCUCCAUUUCGCAUUCGCUCUCCGUGGAAGAGAUCCAGCGCAUUCGCAGCAAUCUCAAGACCUCCAAGUCUUCGCCGAAUGGCUUUGCCAAGAAGCCAGAGGAGGAGAAGCCACAGGAGCAGCAGCAGCAGCAACAGCAAUCCCACCAGCAACAGCAACAUCUGCAGCCUGGCGAAGAUGAGUGCGACAACAGCAGCUCCGGCGUGAGCAGCGAACAGGAGCAGAUGGCCCUGGCCGCUGGGGGAAAGCCCACCGAUACGAUCAAGAAGAAGCCAUCGGUGACCAUUGUGGAGGAGCCCAAGACCAUUCCCGAUCAGCCAGUCAGUCACACCACCAAGCCCAUGGCCAAGACCACGAUUAGCAUAGGAGGAGGAGGAUCAGGAGGAGCAAGUGCUGUGCCCACAGCCACGCUGACGGUGAAACAACUGGUGCAGCAGCAACAUGCACCAGUCAUCCAGCAGCAGCAGCAACAACUCGGCAGCAAGCAAUCAGUAACUGUUGCUGGUAGCAACACUAAGUUCACCAACAGCAACAUUAACAUCAACAGCAAUGUGAUGACUAGUCCCCAGGUCCUGGGACGCAUUCCCAACGUGCACCACCAUCAGCAGCAGUCGCUAAAUCCCAACCAGAAGCUGAUCGCCACCCAGCAGCAGAUUCUCCAGCAGCAGCAGCAGCAGCUGGCCCACCAGCAGCACCUGCAGCAGAUCCUCAAGGCGAAGGCCGCAGCAGCGGGAGGAGCCAGCAACACGGCCGCCCUGGUUGCCAAGCACCAGCAGAAGCUGCACAAGGGAACGGCGGGCGGCAGUGGCCACGAGUCGGAGAUGGAGGCCCGCUCCGAUCUGGAGGACGACGACGGCGAUCUGAGUCCCUCGCCGCCGGCCAAGGCCUUCCAGCGGCACAACUCUCUCACACGCAAGCAGGCGGCAGCGAUUGCCAUGCAGAGGGGCGCCACUAGAACCACGGCGGUGUCCCUGAUGCAACUCCCUCCGCCCCUCGAGGCGGACAGCGAUGGAGAGCCACAGUCGCAGAUGUCGACGCUUCAGCGGCAGCACUCCUCACAGAAUCCCCACCCACAUCUGCAGCAACUGCAGCAGCAACAACUGCAACAGCAGCAGCAGCAACAGCCGAUGGCCGCCCACAUCGUGGGCAUGCUGCCCAGCGGACAGCUGGUGGCUGUUGCCUCUGGCGCUGUUGCUGGCGUUCCGGGCGUUGGGGCGGCUGCGGUGCAGCCGGGCAACAACAAUCUGCAGCAGCUGUGCACCGACAAUCUGGUGCUGGCGCCGCCGCCGCAGUUCUGCGAUUGCAACGAUGCCAAGCACGCGCCGCAGCCGCAUCUGCCAACGAGCCAAUACCAUCCACAGCAGCAACAGCAACAGCAGCAGCAGCAACAGCAGCAGCAGCAGCAUCACCAGCAGCAGCAGCAGCUGCAGCAGCAACUGCAGCAGCAGCAGAUGCUGCAGAUGCACCAGCGUCUGUCCGGCGGAGCUGGGCCCGGAGCCGUGGGCACCUUGGGCCGGGUCCGCAUCGUGGGGGCCAUGCCCAAGGCCAACCACCACAGGCUGCACUAA